Molecule: messenger RNA, 1900 nt
Organism: Hyalella azteca
Lineage: Eukaryota; Metazoa; Arthropoda; Malacostraca; Amphipoda; Hyalellidae
Exons: 1
Coding region: 109-1758 (549 amino acids)
Source: RefSeq, a predicted model, not a curated record
GCGUCGCCUGAUAAAGAAGAGACAGAAACUUACGAACAAUAUAUAGAGAGGAAGCUUAACAGACCGCUCACCAAGAAUGAUUGGAAGCGCCUGAUCAACAACAAAGACAUGAAGAAAGUGCUAGAAGAAAGCACCAAUUCAUCUGGCUUCGAUGUGGCGCUGCUGUUCAGUCUUAUUUGUGCCUUUCAUGAAAUAUCACCGCGGAAGGAUAGUAAGGAGGAGCAGGAAGCUUUCGCUUCUUUCAAAGAAGUUAAAGAACUCAGAAAUGUGAUAAUGCACAAUACCAGUGACCUAGAAGACCAAGGAAAAGUAGAAGAAAUAAAAACAGCUCUUACUCAAUUGGUAACCAAGUCCUCAAUCACUUACGAGGUUUCUGAAUCGGAUACAAAUAAGGUACUUAAAGAUAUAAAAAAGAGAAUCAAACAGAUCCUCACACCAAUAGUCAUCUCACAAUUCGAGGACAACCAGGUCCCGAAAGAAAAGUUAAGAGCCUAUGUAAUCACUCAGAUUUUAAUCGAAGGGAAAAGGGCUUGCCGUGACUACUUCAAAUGUAUUCUUAAGGAGAAACUGUUGUUCGAUACUAAAACCUCUCAGUCAACGGAUCUUUUCAAUGGAAUGAAAAUCUUCGAGAAUCUUGAAUUUGUUGAACACAAUAAGCCCGAAUCAUCUAAUUCUCAACCCGUAGAUUCAAGUCAACUUUUGAGCAUGGAUGCGCAAGUAGUUAUCCUCAUUGGAGCAACGGGUUGUGGAAAAACGACAUUGCUUAAAAACUUAACUUUACAGUUCUACGAAGCAGCGAAGAACGAGAAUUAUUUAUCACCGUUUCAACUACUAAUCUACUACGAUUGCUCCGACAGAGCAGCUACUAGCCUGGAGGACGUCGUGGAGCACUGUCUUCGUAAAAUGUGUCUCGAACUAAGUGCUUCAGAGAUUGUUCAAGGAAUCCUAAGCCUGAAGACGUUGUUCCUCGUCAAAGGAUGCGAUGACCUGAACAGAGACUCGUCUCGUGUACUAGAAGACUUACUUCGGAAAGUCCGGUUUACGGAGUGCAAAAUUCUCAUAUCAACCAUUUCACAACAAGUGCCGGAACUUUCAUCUCUCGUCAAAAAGUUAGGCCUAAAUGAAACUGGUUUCAGAAUGAAGCCUAUCAAAAACCCAAAUGAUCAGAAAACAUUACUACUGAGCUACUGUGGAACUCAGAUUGAGGACAAGAAAAAAGAAGAAUUGCUAAAAAAAUUUAAUGAAUUGAAUAAGAACGUGCGAGAUUGUUUCCAAUCGCCGGUGAGUUUGCAGUAUCUGUGCCAAGAACUUCUGAAGGAUAAACCCAGACUAUGUAAAACGACGAAAGUGACCAAGGUUGCCCCAGAUCUCUAUUUAUUAUAUAGAAAAUUACUGGAGUGCAAGUUGCAGCGACAGGGAACUUUCAAUUGCAAGGGGCUGAGUGAUGAUUUGCUCGUGGUCAUCGGAGAAUUUGCAGUGCAACAAAUUCAUAGUCGAAUGAACACCAUUUCGGAGGAACAGCUGUCUAGGCUGGAACGCCUUUGCCGCCAGGAGUUGAAGAACUAUGACGCUGCAGGAAGUGUAAGCGCUCACCUGGCUGCUGACAUCGUUCUGAUACAAAAAGGAAAUACCCACUCUUUUCAACAUGAGAGCGUUCAAGAAUACUUCGCAGCGAAAUAUAUUGUGCGUCGCAUGUGUGACACGCCCGACUCUUUGGAAUCUAUCAUGAUGUGGCGACCGAAUCCCACGAGAAGGUAAAUCAAAUCUUGUUAAAAACAUUCUACCCACUUCCUCUGCGCAGCAUGAUUUGUUAGCAUAAAUUCAAUACCAUUUCUCAUGACGGUGAGAAAAUUCCUUCAAUACACAAUUUCAAAUUAUUCUGUACCCAUUUACUUGUGAU